Messenger RNA from Astyanax mexicanus (Mexican tetra), 912 nucleotides. RefSeq names its product trypsin-3-like. Bases 42 to 785 code for a protein of 247 amino acids. The record is from RefSeq and is a predicted model, not a curated record. Lineage: Eukaryota; Metazoa; Chordata; Actinopteri; Characiformes; Acestrorhamphidae. Gene Ontology annotation, molecular function: serine-type endopeptidase activity. Gene Ontology annotation, biological process: proteolysis. The transcript has a single exon.
GACGUCCAAAAGCAGCGAGGCGUUCCUGACCAGCACAAACCAUGAAGGCUCUCAUUCUCCUGGCCCUGUGUGCCGUGGCAUACGCCGCUCCCAUUGAUGGUGAUGACGACAAGAUUGUCGGUGGCUAUGAGUGCCAGAAGAACAGCGUGGCCUACCAGGUCUCCCUGAAUGCCGGCUACCACUUCUGUGGCGGCUCCCUCAUCAGCAGCCAGUGGGUGGUGUCUGCCGCUCAUUGCUACAAGUCUCGCAUCCAGGUGCGCCUGGGAGAGCACAACAUCAACGUCAACGAGGGCACCGAGCAGUUCCUCAACUCCGCUGUGGUGGUCAAGCACCCUCGCUACAACGGCAACAACCUUGACAACGACAUCAUGCUGAUCAAGCUCAGCCAACCCGCCACCCUCAACAGCUACGUGAAGACCGUUUCCCUGCCCAGCAGCUGCGCCGCCGCCGGCACCCGCUGCCUCAUCUCUGGCUGGGGUAACACCAGCAGCAGUGGCAGCAACUACCCCGACCGCCUCAGGUGCCUGGAUGCCCCCAUCCUGAGUGACAGCUCCUGCAGAAACUCCUACCCCGGCCAGAUCACCUCCAACAUGUUCUGCGCUGGAUUCCUCGAGGGCGGCAAGGACUCUUGCCAGGGCGACUCCGGUGGACCCGUGGUCUGCAACGGACAGCUGCAGGGCGUCGUCUCCUGGGGUUACGGCUGUGCCCAGAGGAACAAGCCCGGCGUCUACUCUAAGGUCUGCAACUACAACUCCUGGAUCAGGGACACCAUGAAAUCCUAUUAAAUUACUAUCACAUGUUAAAUCCUGAUGUACAUGAAAAGAUCUCUGUAAACUAAACUUGAACACAUUCAAAGCCUCUGUGUUUCUUAAUCCUGUCUCUUCAGUAAUAAAAAAAAGAUGCCAACCAUCA